Messenger RNA from Papaver somniferum (opium poppy), 2471 nucleotides. Its product is annotated as probable methyltransferase PMT11. Gene Ontology annotation, cellular component: cytoplasm; trans-Golgi network; endosome. The record is from RefSeq and is a predicted model, not a curated record. The transcript has 9 exons. Gene Ontology annotation, molecular function: methyltransferase activity. Lineage: Eukaryota; Viridiplantae; Streptophyta; Magnoliopsida; Ranunculales; Papaveraceae. The coding region runs from base 130 to 2127 and encodes 665 amino acids.
AAUUUUAUUUUCUUGAGUUUAGUGUCACCAUUUAAUCACGGCACUGAUAAGAAAUCUUAGUUUAGUUAAUGAGAAAGAAGAACACUCUUAUGUGAAACAAAUUUCUUCUUCAUCAUUCUCUGAUCAGUGAUGAAUCAAGCAGGAGAUUUCCUGAAAUCUCCAAUCACAAAAGUACUAGGAUUUGCUGUAAUUGCUUUCGUGUUCUUCUAUCUGGGACAACACUGGUCUGAUGGAUACCAACAGCUUGUUUUCUACACCAAUCAACAGCAAAUUACAGAGAAAACUGUUGCAAUUUCUCCGAAUGCUAAUAAAACUACAAUAUCAUUGAUGAAUGAUUCGACAGCGGCGGCGCCUGCUCGACAACCGAAACCACCACCUGUGAUUGCUGAGAAAUUUGGGAUUAUUGAUGAGAAUGGAGUUAUGUCUGAUGAAUUUGAAGUCGGUGAUUUUGAUUCAGAUUUGGCUGAGGAAUAUAGGAAGUUGAAUAUGAGUGUUGUCAAGCCGGAGGAUGUUAGUUCUUAUUCUGAUGAUAAGGUUAAGAUUAACAAGUUUUCUUUCUGUUCUGAGGAUUUUAGAGACUAUAUCCCUUGUUUGGAUAAUGUUGAAGAGAUCAAUAAGCUUAAUUCAACUGAGAAUGGGGAGAAAUUUGAACGGCAUUGUCCUCGGAAAGAUGAUCCCAGGUUGAAUUGCUUAGUUCCGCCACCGAAAGGUUAUAAAACUCCGAUUCCGUGGCCAAAAAGCCGAGACAAGGUAUGGUUUAGUAACGUACCGCAUACGCGCUUAGUUGAUGAUAAAGGUGGACAGAAUUGGAUUGAAAGAGACAAUGAUGUAUUUAAAUUUCCGGGAGGUGGAACUCAGUUUAUCCAUGGGGCUGAUCAAUACUUGAAUCAGAUUGCACAGAUGGUUCCUGAAAUUGCAUUCGGUAAUCAUACUCGAGUCGUAUUGGACGUUGGAUGCGGAGUUGCAAGCUUUGGUGCUUUUUUGCUUUCAAGAAAUGUGACUGCUCUAUCUAUAGCACCAAAAGAUGUUCACGAGAACCAGAUUCAGUUUGCUCUCGAGCGUGGUGUGCCUGCAAUGGUGGCCGCUUUGGCAACACGUCGUUUGUUGUAUCCAAGCCAGGCUUUCGAGUUGAUACAUUGUUCAAGGUGUAGAAUCAAUUGGACUCGUGAUGAUGGACUUUAUCUUCUUGAGGUGAACAGGAUGCUCAGAGGUGGAGGAUAUUUUGCUUGGGCAGCACAGCCGGUCUAUAAACAUGAAUUGCCCUUGCAGAAACAAUGGAAAGAAAUGGAGGACCUUACUACUCGUCUUUGCUGGGAGCUUGUGAAGAAAGAAGGAUAUGUCGCUAUAUGGCGAAAACCUUCAAACAAUAGCUGCUAUUUGGGGCGGGAUGCUGGUGCUCAACCUCCAUUAUGUGAUCCAAGUGAUGACCCUGACAACGUCUGGUACGUUGGUCUGAAAGCAUGUAUUACUCGGCUACCUGAGAAUGGUUAUGGGACAAAUAUUACUGCAUGGCCUGAUAGACUAGAUAAUGUACCAGACAGGCUUCAUAGCAUACAAUUGGAAUCCCAAAUAUCUAGAGGAGAACUCUUCAAAGCAGAGAAUGGAUAUUGGAAGCAGAUGCUCACUGGCUAUCUUCAUACUUACCACUGGGAAAGAAAACCAUUUCGAAAUGUGAUGGAUAUGAGGGCUGGAUAUGGAGGAUUUUCUGCAGCACUGAUCAAUCUGGGGAUGGAUUACUGGAUAAUGAAUGUCGUCCCUGUUAGUGCACCUAACACCUUGCCUGUUAUUUAUGACCGUGGACUUAUCGGAGUUAUGCAUGACUGGUGUGAGCCUUUUGAUACAUAUCCAAGAACCUAUGAUCUACUAAAUGCUAAUCGCAUUUUCUCCACUGAGCAAAAAAGGUGCAAUAUUUCAACCAUUAUGCUUGAGAUGGAUCGGAUAUUAAGACCUGGUGGAACUGCUUAUAUUUUAGACACUGUAUUCCUCAUGGAUGAAAUUAAGGCGGUAGGGAAGGCAAUGGGUUGGCAAACAACUCCCCGUGACACUAUGGAAGGUCCACAUGCCAAUUGGAAGCUCUUGAUAUGCGAGAAAAAUCUAGUGUCCAAAAAGAAGAAAAGAAGUAUGUGAGAGAAGCUUUUUACAUGCUUAAAACUAAUAGCAGAACAUAACUGAUGCACCGGAAAAUGUCAACACUCAACUUUCAGGUAGACGAGAAUCGUCCUUGGCAUCCCUUCCGGUAGCCACUGAACAACCUCACGGAGAUAAAAACAGCUUCAUAAACUGCAAUCUGUUGUCUUCUUUCUUUCCUUUGACAUCCGCCAUGCAAUUUUACAUGUAACUUAUCUUUUGAAGCUAUAUCAAAUAUGUUUAUACAAGUUAUGUUUGUCCAGAUUGAUAUUACAGUCCUUGUACACAAAUGAGGAAAAUAGAACUCCAAAAAAAAAGAGAAAAAAGAUACUGUGUGUUUUUCA